Messenger RNA from Colletotrichum paranaense, 1581 nucleotides. RefSeq names its product hexokinase. The transcript is spliced from 5 exons. Gene Ontology annotation, cellular component: cytosol; mitochondrion. NCBI's taxonomy places the organism in Eukaryota, Fungi, Ascomycota, Sordariomycetes, Glomerellales, Glomerellaceae. Gene Ontology annotation, molecular function: ATP binding; glucokinase activity; mannokinase activity. Bases 1 to 1581 code for a protein of 526 amino acids. Gene Ontology annotation, biological process: carbohydrate phosphorylation; glucose 6-phosphate metabolic process; glycolytic process. The record is from RefSeq and is a predicted model, not a curated record.
AUGGUGGACAGAGCGAUUGCUCCCGCUACAAGGGAGAGAUCCUACCACCACACCGAUAUCUUUGUGCCAUCACGUCAAAGCAAGAACACACAUCUACAGAUUCAACACGAUUCAUGUCCGCUAACUAUGUGUGAAAAUCUAGGUUCCAUGGCCGAUGUGCCUAAGGAUCUUCUGGCUGAGGUCAAGAAGCUCGAGGAGCAAUUCACCGUUCCAACUGAGAAGCUCAAGCAGAUCAGCGCGCACUUCAUCACAGAACUGGACAAGGGUCUGAGUGUCGAGGGCGGUAGUAUCCCCAUGAACCCGACCUGGGUUAUGUCCUUCCCUGAUGGCUACGAGACCGGCACUUACCUUGCCCUCGACAUGGGCGGAACCAACCUCCGUGUCUGUGAGAUCACCUUGACGGAUCAGAAGUCUGAGUUCGACAUCAUUCAGUCAAAGUACCGCAUGCCCGAGGAGCUCAAGACCGGCCAGUCAGAGGAGCUGUGGGAGUACAUUGCCGACUGCCUAGCUCAGUUCAUCCAGACUCACCACCCCGAUCACCCUCAAUCUCAGAAGAUUCCUCUGGGUUUCACCUUCUCCUACCCUGCCACCCAGAACUACAUCGAUGAGGGCAUCCUCCAGCGCUGGACCAAGGGUUUCGAUAUUGCCGGAGUUGAGGGUCACAACGUUGUCCCUUUCCUUGAGGCUGCUCUGGCGGCCAAGAACGUCCCUAUCAAGCUGUCUGCUCUGAUCAACGAUACCACUGGCACCCUGAUUGCCUCUGCCUACACCGACACUAAGAUGAAGAUUGGCUGUAUCUUUGGCACUGGCUGCAACGCUGCUUACAUGGAGGACUGCGGCUCCAUCCCCAAGCUUGCUCACAUGAACUUGCCUCCCAACACCCCCAUGGCCAUCAACUGCGAGUGGGGUGCUUUCGACAACGAGCACAAGGUCUUGCCUCGUACCCCCUACGACAUCAUCAUCGACAAGGACUCUCCUCGUCCCGGCCAGCAGGCCUUUGAGAAGAUGAUUGCCGGUCUCUACUUGGGCGAGAUCUUCCGCCUGGUCCUUGUUGACCUCCACGACAACAAGUCUGUGCACAUCUUCGAGAACCAGGACAUUGCCAAGCUCCGUAAGGCCUACACCUUGGAUUCCUCGUUCCUGUCCGCCAUUGAGGACGACCCCUUCGAGAACCUUCAGGAGACUAGCGACCUCUUCCUCUCCAAGCUGAACCUCAAGGCCACCAGACCCGAGUUGGAGCUGGUCCGCCGCCUUGCUGAGCUCAUUGGCACCCGUGCCGCCCGCCUCUCGGCUUGCGGUGUUGCUGCCAUCUGCAUGAAGAAGGGCUACGACAACUGCCACGUCGGUGCUGACGGUUCGGUCUUUAACAAGUACCCCCACUUCAAGGCCCGUGGCGCCCAGGCUCUGCGCGAGAUUCUCGACUGGCCUGCUAAGACCAACCCCAAGGAGGAGGAUCCUGUUGAGAUUCUCGCAGCAGAGGACGGCAGUGGUGUUGGCGCCGCCCUGAUUGCCGCCUUGACCCUUAAGAGAGUCCAGAACGGCAACAUGGCUGGCAUUCUCCACCCCGAGAACUUCACAUAG